AUGGUAUCACAUAGGAAGAAGCCAAAGGCUGGCGGCCGUCAGAACCCCAACGCUGCUCGGAAAACUCCGCCGCCGCCCGAAUUGCCGCGGCCAUCCAAGCCUCCCCGUCUCGUCUGUGCUAACCAACCAAAGACACAUGGUAACAACGACACCAAAAAAGCCACCGAUCGAGCUUAUAGCUCAAAUACGACGCAUGAAUCUAGAGAGCUUGAUGAACUAGGUUUCAGAAGACAUCUGGAUCAGUUGAAUGCAGCGCACUUUCUCCGCUCAAAGGUAGCCAAUUUUGGGGAGUUAUCUCUCAGCCAGAAUGCUCCUCCUCUACCCACAGCUGGGGAUGCCUGGGCAUCAACAAACACUACUCUCCAACCACCUGGGGCGAGUGUCUCAGUGUCCAUGGGUCCUCCUCUUUCAAUGGCUGGAGAUGAUUUGGAGCUGACAGCUCCUUCGGUUGCUGAUGCGCAGCCGCCAGCUGCUAUUCCCAUGGGCAAUGAUGCUCCUCUUCCUAUGGACGCUGAUCCUCUUUCUGCAUCUCAACCUUCUCCCCUACCUCCUCCCCCUCCUCCUCCACCACCACCACCACCUCCUCCUCCUCUUCCUCCUCCUUCUAUUACAAAUAGCAACCCUCCUCCUAUAAACCUUGGUCCCCAGCUAGAAUCGUCGCUUAGAAUUGGAAACCAAGGCGAUUCUCACCCUUUGUCUAUCGAAAGAGGGCAGGAGCACACUUCUGAUGUGCCAAACUACGCUUGCCACUUGGUUGAUAAGAAGACUGGAUAUCUCAGACAUGAUCAAAAAGUUGCAGUCGUCGAUAUGGUGAAACAACUUCGCUCAGUCCUCAAUGAUCCCAAGCCGGUGGGCAAAGAAGCGCACAAACCCAUCAUGCCCCCUUACGAGCUAAGUCUCUAUCUCUUACGCGUCUACCACAAAGAAGUCUGCUAUUUGUUUCCCUUCAUCUGCUUCUCAACCUUUAUGCGCGCCUAUCGCAGGGUCAAUGGCGAUAAUGACGCUGCCACAGGCCUUUUCCCGUCCGCCUCUUUUGGUCUCGGAGGUUCAGGAGAGGGAGCAAAUACGCACCCGUUCAUGUUUCGCUGCGCCCUCUUCACGAUGCUGUCCCACGCGUCCAAGUUCGCCGAGAUGAAGGACAAGGAAAAAAUAUUCCUUUCGCGGGCGUUUUGGGAAUGCGCCUAUGCACAUCUCACGCCGGCUCUGGUAAAGGAAAACAGCCUGGCUGCCGUGCAGACUUUUCUCAUCAUUGCUAUAUCCUUUAACAGUACGCGAUUCUCAGGAGAUGAGCGCAGGAUUCCCAUCGAGAUUGCAUAUCGCCUUGCACAGCACAUGAGGCUGGAUGAUGACGGCGAUGGAGUCAUGAGGUCUUCCGGGGAAAAAGAGGUGCGCAUGAAGGCAUGGUACGGAUGUGUUAUGAUGACUUCGUUCAUCCAAUCUGGCGUAAACUUUGACUUUCCGUCAGCUUCUGGUGUUGGUACCGAGGCUCUCGUAUCCGCUGAUCAGCCUCUAUCUGGCAGCAUCCCUUUCAGCUUCUUCACCAGUUGUGUUGCCCACUGUGAAGAGCUGGAAAAGAUUCUCCAGAAUAUGCCUAAAAGGCGCAGCUACGUCCUCUCCAGAGAAUCCAUCAGCCGCCACCCACAUCAUCUCGCAGAGUUGCUCGAGAUGCUCGCCAAGUUCCGGUCUGUGCUGCCGGCAUCACUCGAUUGGACUACUAUAGGCAUACCCGUGUUAGAAGUUGACACCUUCAAGUCUGUCGGCACCCAGAACAGAAACUUGGAAACGGCAGAGCCGCAAAUGGGAUACUUGCAAGCAUCAGAUUCUCACGCUGUUAAAGAUGCCCAAAUUACAGACCCAGACUCGGAAACUUCGCAAGCCGCAGUCUGUAAUACCAGCUUCAUGCUUAUUCGUUCUAUGCUCUUUGGUCCAAUUUUCAUGGAAGCGAGUAUACAAGAGUGCCUUGCGUCCGGUGAAGACAUAUCCACGCUGAACGCUGCGUGGGAGCAAAAAGCUGGAUUCUGUGCUCUGCAGUGUCUCAAGAAUGCCAUUCAUCUAAUCAAUUACAUGCACAGAAGAAGCACGCCUGGGGCAAAGAUUCGGGAACAGUGGCGGUGGGAUCCAUACCAUGUUGGCACUGCGGGUCUCGUCAUCAUCAUGGCCCAGACGUCCGAAUCACUGUUGGCUUCCUUUGAUCAGGCGCUUCUUCAGCAAGCUUGGAAGUUCUGCCAAGAGCUGCUUGUUCUUGACAGAUUCAACAGCAGCUUCAAGCGAGAUGUUGUUGAGUUUCUGUGGAAGGUCAAUGACGGCAUUACCAACGGCCGUAUCUUGACCAACGAGUAUUUCACGAUCCCGGAGCCUCCAUCCGCGACAGAAAAGGGCCAAGGUGGCCUCAAGACGUGGACUUUUGACGUCGAUCCUUCGCGCCUGGAGGCUGAUGGCAUCAUCAGAGUUCCUUACUGCGUGGCUCAGAUCCCCCCCGGAUUGCCCUACAAGGAUUACAUGGACUUUGAGAUAAGUCCGCGCACCAGAAUUGAAGACGUUGUAGAGCCGGCAGCGAUGAGCGUCUCCGACGCUUUUGACGGUCGACCGUCACUGACUCCCAGCGCGGACACGGAUCUCCCCUUCACCCCAAGCACGGAUUUGGACUUUACCUUUACUCCAAGCAUGAUGGAAAUGGACUUGUCCUUGGAUCCAAAUCCGUACGGGAACCCUACUCAGCCGACUUCGUCUUCCAGCAUACCCUUUAGCCCGCCAAGAUGGGAUGUAGGCAGGGUCUACCAUAGACCAGCCUCGAUAUCAACCUCCAGUUCCUUCAUGCCCUUCAUCCAACAACCCCCUUGGACUGCAGAUAUGGUGGCUUGCUAUGAUCCGCCGCCGGCAUCUGGCCCAAGCAUGCUUUUCAACCAGCUGCCAGUGGCUGCUAGUAUGGCAUAUAAUCAACCAGUGCCGGGUCCUGGUGCGUCGGGAUUUGAUGCGCCUCCUUUACGGGUAAUGCAUUUCAAUCCUAGCCUGUCCACUGACCAUGGACAGUCGGCCUUUAGCAAGGAUAGUCCCGGCCAACCACAAGCGGCCUACAUUUCUCCUGCUGGGGCUGCUCAUUUGAACGGUGGGAAUAUAUUCUUGAAUGGACUCAAGAGAAAAAGCAGGUCUUGA
Trichoderma atroviride IMI 206040 is the source of this 3153-nucleotide messenger RNA. The record is from RefSeq and is a predicted model, not a curated record. NCBI's taxonomy places the organism in Eukaryota, Fungi, Ascomycota, Sordariomycetes, Hypocreales, Hypocreaceae.